GCCUCUCUCCUAAACCCUUCCUCAACCCUUCUUCAUUAUUGUCCAAAAGAAGAGAGAGACUCGGCGGAAGAGAGAGAGAGAGAUCUAGGGUUUCAGCUGAACGUAGUUAUAUUUUCUUAGCCGCUUGCAAUUUAACCUAGCCUCUGUAGAUCUGUUCUACAUUUCAUUGAGGCUUCGGAGCUCGGACUUGCAGAUGGUUCCGGAGCGGUCCGAUUCAGAUCCGAGUUCCGCCUGUGACCUCCGACACGAUGCGAGUGAAGACCCAAUCGACUCGGUCGAGGCCGAGACGAGUCUGAUCAAUGCCGUCUACCUCGACAGCAAGGCCGAGCUCGUGGCUCAGUCGAAGCGACUCGGCGGCCGGGCGUUAGACCUAGCGACCGCGUCGAAGCUCCUGCAUCUCUGCUGCAACUUUGACUCUGUAGAGUGCGCCUCGGCGCUUCUCAGCGGACAGCUUGGAGCGAUACCACUCGUGAACGAGUUAGACGAGGCCGGGAAAACGCCGCUACACACGGCGGUGGAGUCUCACGCGUUGCGGUGCGUGGAGGCGUUGCUGAAGAAACACGCUCGUACGGACCUGAGGACGAAGGACGGUGAGGCACAGCUACCGUUGGAGUUGUCGCUUACUGAGGCAAGGUUGGAUAUAUAUUGGAAUCCGAACGAUUUCUCCAAGGAAGAAUUUGUCCUUCACAUAACUGAAAAGGAUUUGAGCAUUGUGAGACUUUUGAGUGACAAAACCAAGGAGAUCGGAGUGAACUACGCUGUUCAAGGGCGCGUAGCUUCUCUGACGGCUCUGCUCAUCGUCGCCGCCGAGAAGGUUAUCGAUUCCGUGUUGGAGUUGCGUAAUUCCAAAUCGGGGUGCAAGGAGAAGUUCACUAUCUACGAAUGCCUUAUAAGGGAGGCUUUGGCCCUGGGCGGCCAUACAACGACGCCGUUGAGGGCGGCCAAAAGGAAGCUCUUGCUCCGGGAGAUAGACCUGCUUCAGCUCUUCGGAGCUGUAGUUCAGAGCUGUGGUGGAGACAAGAAGGUGACUUCGCCACUCAUCCGUGCAGCUCAGGGAGGAGACAAAGCUGUUAUCCAGCUGCUUCUGAAGACAAAUAUAGAUGUCAAUGAUGCUGAUGCAGAUGGAAAUUCUGCUCUUCAUUGGAUACUUGCGUCAUCAAUAUUGUCGCAUCCACAACAGAUAAGUAUUAUAUUGCUUCUUCUAGAGCAUGGUGCUCUCGUAAGGCAAAGGAAUAAAAUGGGGUUGACAGCAUUUCAUAUUGCUGCUGGUAAUGGUAAUUCAAAGGCCCUUGAGAUCCUUCUGUUGGAAGACCCGUUAGCUGUCCAAUAUAUGACGGAAAUGAAAGAAACCCCCCUCUUUUUCGCUGUGAAGAAUGGGAGUAAAGACUGCACUGAGCUUCUUUUAACAUGGGGAGCAAAUAGUGAAGUCCUUAACGUGCGUUAAUCAGGCCUUCCCCAAUCAACAUAAAUGUACUGCCUUAGAGGUGACAGAUGAAGACACCACUACUGAAAGAAAUGUUAACUCAAUCACCAAGGCAGAAGCUUGUAAGUACUUUGAAUCUCAUCAAGGAUAUGUCAGAGGAGUUCAGGAUGGAGCAUACCAGAGUCAUUCUUAUGCUGCGAAACAACUCAAACGCAAAAUCUUUGUUGGAGGACUUCCUCCUUCAGUGGACUCUGAUGUUUUGGGAAAGUUCUUUGAAGAGUUUGGAUCAGUGGAAGAUGCUGUAGUUAUUGUAACUCAGAUAGAAAAGAAGAUACAAUCUCAAGGCUUUGGUUUUGUCACAUUUAGAGAGGAGAAAUCUGCUUUAGAAGCCAUGCAAGCGAACUACGUCACCAUGAGAGGCAAGAAAGUUGAAAUAAAAAGUUUGAUUCCAAAAUUGGUUUUCAGAGCUGAGUUUGAGAAAAUGUCACCUCAACAACGAGAACAAGAUAAAAAUUUUCAACUUCCACUGCAGAAGUCGAACGAGUAUAUUAUGGAAGGUGAUAACCCUGAACAAGGUUCUUGCGCUGAUAGAUUAGUCCUUGGACAACCAGCGGCAUGUUCCAUUGAACCUCAAGCUCAUGUGACCAAGAGCUCUGAGGACCCAAGCACUCCUACAUGGCUAAAGGUUUUCAAGAAGUGAUUUCCUGGGUUCUUACAAGGUCUCCUGAAGCACUCAAAGUAUGCUCUCUCUUCUCUAAAAGCUGAUUUCAGGGCUAAAUUUGGGUUAGAACUGGAUCAUUCAUCUGUGGGCUACUCUAAGCUCAGUGACUUCCUGAAAUGUUUCUCCGAUUUAUGUACCGUUGAGAUUCUCUCCAUAUGCAAACGUAGACCACCUAGUCACAUGAUCGUCCGGCCAAAUUUUUUUAGGCCUCCACGCCGACUCCUUCAUACACUCAGAACACCUCAUACUCUGUCAUUUUUUGCAUUGAUUGAGAAUGGUGGUGAUUCAAAGUGUCUUUCAGACCUCUCAAUGGGCAUUGGUGGUGAAUAUUCAAAAUGUCUUCAGGAUCAUUCAAAGUGUUUUCAUGACCAUUCAGUUGCCGAUGGUACUGAUUCAAAGUGUCUUCAGAAUCUUUCAAUUGCAGCCGGUAGUGAUACAAAUUGUCGUCAGGAACUUUCAGCUGACAAUGCUGCUGAUUCAAGGUGUCUUCAGGACCUUUCACUGGACUUUGGUGGUGAUUCAAAGUGUAUCCAGGACCUUUCCAUUUGCAAUGCUUGUGAAAGGUGUGGCUUAAAUGUCACUAGCUAUGGGGAAGAGAAAUCGUCCUUUGGGUACACUAAAGUGAAGAACUCAAGGUUCCUUCAAUUCUUGAAGCCAGAUCCUGUACUCCAUGGUCCGAUUUAUCAGGAGAAGCUACAUAGAGAGACUAAAGGGACUACUAUUAUUGCUUGGGUUUUAAACCAAGCACCUGCUGUAAUGGCUGGUUUUGAUUCCAUGAUGAACUAGUUUCAGAUACAUCGAAAAUAUUUGAAAUCAUUAGUCCAAAGAUACUCGCAUUAGGUGCAGGAAGCUAUUAUGAUAAUAAGAAGACAUUUAAUAUUAUGAAGUACUGCAUUCCAAACAAGAUUAUGAGACAUCCUGAAGUCAUAUUUAAGCUAGGAGAGUAUGCUCGUGAUAGGCCCGUGAGAAAGAAUGUUGAUUUGUAUACCUGUUUUAUUCUUGGCGUGCAGUCUGAGGAACCAACCCUUUAUCGACUUGACAGUGACCUUGAUCCUCCUUUAGAGAAAUGUGAUGGUGUAGAAUUAAGUGGCACAGGGGAUCUAGUGGCUUAUGAAGCAUUGACAGAAGAAACGGAGGAACCUGUGGAAGGUUUUCAUGUAGAAGACACACAUAGAAAUGUUAAAUAUGCAUUUCUUAAGGCAGCUCUAACCGAUCCCUCUACCGGUGGUAUUAUAACUGUGGCAUAUAUUGAUGAUGAUGGAAUGGAAAGAAUGUCCAGCAAUACGGUUGUAGAAUUGUAUAUACAAUUCUAUGACAAGUUCCGUUAUCUUGAAGACCGAAUUGUGUUUCUAUUUUAUGAUAAUGUUCAAAAGAAAAAGCUUUCGUCAUUUCUUGGAAAGAAAAUCAAUGCAAAUGCUGUUGAAUAAGUUGGUCAUCCUCUGACGCAGUUACAUGGAGGGGAAGUUUGGCUAGAAACAGAUGAUGAAGGGGUCAUUACGUUAGACACUGAGAUUCAGAUGCAGCGGAUGGUAUUUAAAACCAACACAGAUGCUAUUAAUUUCUUCAACAAAGCUAUAGCAGUUGAUGAUGAUCUGUCUUUUUCUUCAUCUGCACGUGCCUUUAUUAGAUUCUAUAAAGUUUCCGGCAAGAGGAUAUACGUUGCCAAACAAUCUAUUGAACUUUUGGAGUCUUUAGUCAUUUUGAGAAAUCUACGAAACCCUUUGUACUUCCCUUAGGACCUUUCCGAUACCUGGAUGGAAGAAGUACUAUAUGCCUAUGAUUUAUUUUGUUAUGGCUUUUGGCACAAGUCUGUAUAAUUUAUCCUACAUUUGGCUAGUUGGAAUAUUGUCUUGGAUUAUUAUGGGCAUUGGAUUGGAUUCCAAUGAAGUUCAAUUGGUUC
Messenger RNA from Rosa chinensis, 4044 nucleotides. Its product is annotated as ankyrin-3. Lineage: Eukaryota; Viridiplantae; Streptophyta; Magnoliopsida; Rosales; Rosaceae. Gene Ontology annotation, molecular function: protein binding. The record is from RefSeq and is a predicted model, not a curated record.